Messenger RNA from Saimiri boliviensis boliviensis (Bolivian squirrel monkey), 2134 nucleotides. It is a transcript of the gene SLC25A53, whose product is annotated as solute carrier family 25 member 53. Gene Ontology annotation, cellular component: mitochondrion. The record is from RefSeq and is a predicted model, not a curated record. NCBI's taxonomy places the organism in Eukaryota, Metazoa, Chordata, Mammalia, Primates, Cebidae. Gene Ontology annotation, molecular function: NAD transmembrane transporter activity.
UUCCAUCUGCUCCCAGUUGUCUUCAGAAUGGGGGAGCAGAACCACUCUCCCAGGAAUGAGCUUCAGCACAGGAUGAGAGCAGAGGUUCCCGGAAAGAAAAGCUGGCACUCCCAGGCCUACGCCCUUGGUGCUGUUUCCAACUUUAUGUCUACUUUUCUGACCUUUCCUAUCUAUAAGGUUGUGUUCCGGCAACAGAUCCAUGCCAUGGCAGUGUCAGAGGCUGUGAGACAGCUUUGGCACGAAGGUCCUCAAUACUUCUACCGGGGAAUCUACCCUCCUCUUCUCUCCAAGACGUUGCAAGGGACUCUUCUGUUUGGGACUUAUGAUAGCCUGCUGUGCUCCCUUUCUCCUGUUGGGCCACACACUCUGGGACAUCGCUGGGCUGCAGGGCUCAUGUCUGGUGUGGUGGAGGCUGUGGCACUCAGUCCCUUUGAAAGGGUGCAAAAUGUGCUCCAGGAUGGUCGCAAGCAAGCUCGCUUCCCCAGCACCUUCAGCAUUCUCAAGGAAUUCAACUCUUACGGUCUUUGGGGGCGCCUGUCACUGGGCUACUAUCGUGGUUUCUGGCCCGUCCUGGCCAGGAAUAGCCUGGGGAGUGCUCUAUAUUUUUCUUUCAAGGACCCGAUCCAGGAUGGCCUGGCAGAACAAGGCCUUCCCUAUUGGGUUCCUGCCUUGGUGUCUGGUAGUGUCAAUGGAACAAUCACCUGCCUAGUUCUGUAUCCUCUGAUUGUGCUGGUCGCUAACAUGCAGUCCCAUAUUGGAUGGCAGAACAUGCCAAGCCUGUGGGCCUCUGCCCAGGAUGUGUGGAACACUCGGGGCCGAAAGCUGCUCCUGAUCUACCGUGGAGGCUCCCUGGUCAUUGUAAGGUCAAGUGUGACAUGGGGCCUCACUACGGCAAUCCAUGACUUCCUGCAGAGGAAGUCUCACUCCAAGAAAGAGCUGAAGACUGACUAGCUGCAGAAAGUGUGGCCGUGGCAGCUUUGGUAUUCUAAAUCUGCCCUGGUGGGUUCUAUACUGCUUACUUCUUUGGCUCAGUUGCCUAAUACAGCCAUUCUUUAGCAUCUGUAAACUCAAUGCAUGGGAGAAGUUCCUGACUACCAACCUGUUGAGCAUGGACAAAGCCCAAUAGGAUUCCUUAGUCAAAAAGAAACGUUUGCCCCAGUCUCUCCACAGCUUCAGUAGCCUCAGAGCCAGGAGGCCUUUAAAUAACCAUGUAACCCAGAUUAAGUGUCAUUCCUUUAAGGAAUUCCUUGAUAAUAAGAGGAAACUUAAAAAGAUGAGCUUACUUAGCACUGUGAGCUCUGUGACCCCUCUAGGUGUCCUCCAGACCGAAAUGAGUGGAACUCCAACUUCAAAGAACUAUGCUUGACUCUUAGGAUGGGCAUUUCAUAAAACUUCUCAGAUGGCUACAUAUUUUUUAAUAUUGUUCACUUCCUCUAUCACCACCCCUCACUUCUCAAGGCUGUGGAUCCUACUUUCAGGGUAGCAGCUGUGGCUGGAAAUCCUAAAUUAGUCUUGCUUAAACUCAUCAUGUCCCACAAGAACUAGUGGGGCUGGAGAUGGGAGUGAGAAGAGGUAUGGCCCAUGGGUGGAAAGAAUAAAAACUUUGAAAGAAGAGAUUUAAUUACAUGCAAAAUAGAAACAUUUAAUAUUGUCUGCUUGGUGUUAUCUGCCAGGAUAUUUCUGAGAGCAAGGUGAUAACAUUGCCUAGAAACUGUUUGAAUUUCUCUAAGAAACCUGAAAGUGAAGUGACCAUAUCUCUUCACAAAUAAUUGCAUAUUUUGUUGAUGUGGUAAAUGUAGUUGCUAUGACAUAAAGAUCAGAAAUCUUAGCCUGUCAUUCAGAGCCAUUCAAUAUAUGGUCCUCAUAUAACUUUCAACAUAUUGUCACUCCACUUACAUAAACCCCAAACACUAGCCAAGGUGAACUAUUCUUCUCUCCCCAAACAUUCCAUGAACUUUCCCAUGGCCAUAUUUUGGCCCACACUAUUCUUUCCACCUGCAGUGUUCCUUCUUCACAUGCCAGUCUACCAAAUCCUUCCAGUUUCUCAAAGCUCAGUUCAGAGGUCACCUUCUCUAUGUAGCCUCUUGAUUUCCCCCAAAUGAAUGUGACAUUAGUCUCUGCGAUGCCCCUUUCU